UUUAUGUUUGUCACAGGCUGAGGAAGGAGCAGUCUCUCAGGUGAUUUCAUGAAAUAAUUUUGGCUUUACUCUCGUUGUGACUGUCACCAUUUGCCCACCCCUAGUGGGACUUCAGGUGCUUAGCCUCCCUCCUGCUGGUUCUGCAUGGUCAUGACCUGUCAUCACGGCUCUUCUCCAGCCCGCCUUGUCCUAUUGGUCCUGCUUACUGUUGUUCCGCAGCUGGCUGGCGCCGCCCCCGUGAGGGGCGAGGGGCUGGAGGGAGGGGUGGAGGACAGCCAAGAACACACUUUAUCGCCCCCCAUCUCCCUCAUCAAUACAUCCCAGGACCAGGGUGAGCACCCAGGCUCAGAUAAAGUGACUGAUGAGGUGCUUGCUGCACUGCUGGAGGCUCUGGACCACCCCAGUGAUGGGGACAGCGUUAGGGAGAGAGACUGGAGAGAGGCAGGGGGGCGGGAGCUGCCCUCACCGGACGCCUCUGAGGCUGGUGAGAUAAGAGGACCAGAGGCUUCUCCACGAGAGCCCAGGGCUGAGCUGCCAGAGAGGGAGGGGGGAGGGGCCGAUAAGACUGAACAGCUAAUUGUAGGGCCUCUGACAGCUGCUCAAGGUGAAGACUUUAAGCAGAAGAAAGAAGAGGAGGACCAGGGUUGGUCUAAACAGGAUGUGGGUGAUAAUGUGAGCCAGGGACAGGAGCAAAACCAAGAAAGUUUUAACUCUCAAGGAGAAAAUGAUCCCUUACUGCAACGCAAAAUAAGAGGCUACUUCCAAAACAUUGACUUGGGUCUCCAAGACAAUGAGAUCCUGCCUCCACUUAAGGGCUAUAAAGCAUAUAACACACAGUUAGCACGUGCAGGGAAGAAGCUCCAUUGGGAGGACAACCGUGACCGCAAUCGCCCCGCUAAAGGUGGGAACUUCAUGGACGACUUUGAGGAGGAAGGGGAGGAGCUGGAGGAGGUGGAAGAGGAGGAAGAGAGCCUCUCCCGGAUGGAGGAGGAGGCUCGAGCACAGGCCGAGAAGCAAGAGGUGCUGCGUCAGCAAGAGGAGGCCGAGCGUGCCCGCGAGGAGGAGCAGAGACUCGCCGACAUCGCCUCCGACAUGCUGCUGCAGUACAUGGGCCGCAAGCAGCAAUCAUACAUGAAGCCUCGGCAGAAAAGCAGCAUGGGAAAUGCGGCUGAGGACAAACGCUCGGAGGAAAUUGUCCAGGAUGAGGAUGAUAUGGACCAGCAGAUGAUCGACAGGCUCAUUGAGAUCAGCAGCAAACUUCACCUGCCUGCGGAUGAUGUUAUAGAGAUUAUCAGUGAUGUGGAGGAGAAAAAGAAGAAGCGAAAAGAGCUACAGCAACAGCCAGUCAACAACAAUCCUGUCACUCCUCGAUUUCGCCCCCUUGUACCUCCUCCUCUGGCCGCUCCUCCCAUCUAUCACUACACUGCCUCAAAAAACCCCAAGAAACAAAAGUACAACAAGUCCAACAAGAAGUGGCAUAAGGACAAAGUCAAGUCAUACAAACAGGACUAUUGGUACAAACCACAGAAGCAGAUCGACUACUGGUACAAACCUCAAAAACAGUUUUUAGCUUUCCCCUCUUAUCCAUACUAUCAGAAGCCAUAUCGUGCAUACUAUCCAGUUUAUUUUCCAUACCCGAAAUCACAGUAUUAUGGUAAGCCACCUCCCCCAAGAGACCAGCUCUUUGGCCCCCAGGAGCUGGACCUCCAGCCUCCCAGGAGAAAGAACUGGGCUGGGGGUAAGAACAGGGGACCAGGCUGGAGACAGCAGCCUGCUCCUCGCCUGCCCAUCACACCCUAUAUCUCUAACUAUAUCCUCCCUCACCCACGGACAUACCAAACUCUCCCUGCCCCCAAACCCAUCAGCCAGCCUCGGAGAGGCCGGCGGCCCCCGUACUACCAACCGGUCGCUACGGGAGAUGACUAUGAGGAAGACGGCCUGGUGCCCCAACUGGACAGUGAGGAGGAGCUGGAGAACUUUAUUGAGAGAAUCUAUAUGAAACGCAGAAUGUAUUGAGAGACCUACAGACUUUGUUUUAGACCAGAUCAAAACAGAGUCAGAUUAAGUGCAGUAUGACCAGAAACACUCAAAGAUUGUGAGCUUGAAUGACAUUUAAAGGUCCUGAAAUGAAAAGUUGGUUUAUAUUGUGUCACUGUAUUUGAGUUAUUUCUUUGGUAAAGGGGGAGUAUAACAUAUGAGCUCCCUGUAACCAUGUUCAGCCUCUUGCUCAGUUUACAUCUGAAACAGCACAUACCACGAGUAUGUCUGUCUUCAUUCAGGUCGAACUCUGAUGCUCUUGCAUAUCUCAGAGUUUUUUUUACAAGACACACUUCACAUUUGUGAGCAUUCAAAUGCAGUUGUGCCCAUUGUAAGAAAACCAUGUUUACAACAUGCAGCAUAUUUAUAGCAUUUGUUCACUUUGUGUAUGUCACAAUCAAAUUUUAGUAGACUUAUUUGCUACACAGAUGUAGUGGUGGAGGAAACUGCUGUGCUGACAGUAUGUUUUGUUGUAUUUGACAUGUGAUGUUGCCUUUCUUAUUCUUGAUUGGGCAGAACAAUUUACAAGGUGCCAAAUACACACAUCCAAACUCAAGAUGAAUUUUGCCUUACAAGCACCAUGGUUCUAUAAGGGAAAUAUCAUAAUGCAUAUUAUAUUUUCAUUGCUAUUGGUCCCGAUGUAAAAACCCUGUGGACUCCAAAAGCACAAACUUAACACUAAACACUUCCAACCUGGUGGACUAAGGGUUUUUAAUCAUAAUGGGACCCAAACAGGCAGUAGAUGCACCACAACUGAAAAUCACCACAUCGUCAUCACUGGGGGGUCCAUUGUCACAGCUUGAUUUUUCUUAUCUCCAUCUACUUGAAUGCCUCACUUUAUAUGCAUUCAUGUUUUAAUUUACUGAAAAUUCUUGAAGUUAAUCUGCUGUAUCUGUUCUGCAGCCUUUUACAAACAGAUAUUGACUGAGCGGCUGCAAGAAUUUAGUUCAUUUUUAGCUCAAAAGGUUUCAGGGCGGGGAGUCAGGGAUUGCGCUUAAACCGUUAAAUGCACGUCUUUUUACUUGCAACUGAAAAAAAUAAACAAAAAAAUAAAAGAACAAAAAAAGAGAAAAAAUAAAACAGUCUGGAGAAAUAAUCAAGGUGAUGGUUUUCUCUGAAUAAACUGUGAUUACUUAAAAAAAAUAUAAUGGAAGAGGGCCACUGUGUCCGCAGUGAAGCCAUCUGUCUUGUAAAAGGUUGUUGUUGAUGUCACCUUAGCAUUGUAACAUGUA
Molecule: messenger RNA, 3269 nt
Organism: Periophthalmus magnuspinnatus
Lineage: Eukaryota; Metazoa; Chordata; Actinopteri; Gobiiformes; Gobiidae
Product: neurosecretory protein VGF
Exons: 2
Coding region: 145-2016 (623 amino acids)
Molecular function (GO): neuropeptide hormone activity
Source: RefSeq, a predicted model, not a curated record